CGGGCCAAGUUCUAUUAUUCAAGAAGAACAAAAAAAAAAAUCAAUUUUAACAAUAGAUGAGUUAUUAAAAUGGAUAUUAAAACCAGAAAUUAAAAAUAAUAAAAAGAUUAAGUCAAAACCUAUACCAAAGACAGAUGAAGAAUGGUUUGAUUUAUUGGAGUCGAAUGAUGACAAUAAAGGUAGUAAACCCAGUGAUUCAGAAUAUGACACAGUGGAUGAAGAUCCAGAUAUUUAUUUCGAGAAAAUU
Messenger RNA from Racocetra persica, 247 nucleotides. The record is from the annotation of a GenBank genome assembly. Lineage: Eukaryota; Fungi; Glomeromycota; Glomeromycetes; Diversisporales; Gigasporaceae.